AUGGAGGCCGAGAAGAGCUAUGACCCCGGAGACAGGACCCUCAAGUUUGUCAACAGACAGGAUGAUAUUAGUAAAUUGAUUUAUGCCUCUCUUAUGAUUUAAAGUAAAACAGGUUACGAGGCAAUGGUUUAAAACAUUUAUUAACUAUAUAGUAAACUGUUGUGGCCAGACAUUAAUAUUUUUACAUGAAACUCCUGAUAUUAAACAGUAUUGAAAGUACCUCAUGUAAAAGCAUUAGGAACAUAUCGACUUGUCAUGUUAUUUUCAAAUAUAAUAAUAAUACAAGCGCCAUUUACAUUUUACAUUUACGUCAUUUAGCAGACGCUCUUAUCCAGAGUGACUUACAGUUAGUGCAUGCAUUAUUCUUUUUUUUUCAUACUGGCCCCCCAUGGGAAUCGAACCCACAACCCUGGCGUUGCAAACGCCAUGCUCUACCAACUGAGCUACCUCCCUGCCGGCCAUUCCCUCCCCUACCCUGGACGACGCUGGGCCAAUUGUGCGCCGCCCCAUGGGUCUCCCGGUUGCGGCCUGCUACAGCAGAGCCUGGAUACGAACCAGGAUCUCUAGUGGCACAGCUAGCACUGCGAUGCAGUGCCUUAGACCAUGCUCUACCAAUUGAGCUACAGAGGACCACCCAUGACAUGACAUUAAAUGACAUUUUCUAUCAAAAAUUGAAUCUUUCGAAUCAUGUACUGUAUAUGGUUGGUCUCUGUGUUGUAAAUAAUUUGGCUACAUUCAGUGAAUCUGGAUGCCAUUUAUGUAGGGUUAUUCUGUUUUGUCCCCAUGGCAUUUGUACAUUGACCAUACACCACUUGUCCCAAGGAUACUUAUUUAUCACUGUUUUAGUUGUUGUUGUGUCUUAGCUCUGGAUGAUGACCUUGACAUCUUGAAGGCAGAGAUGUCCUGUGGUCAUGCAGUCACCCCAGAGUCACUGACCAGAUGGUGUAAAAGCCUACUUGGCCAGGUAAUUUUCAUUCAGUUUUCAGGAUACCUUUUUGUUGUAGGCAAUUUCAUUUAAUUGUUGAAUUGAAUUAAUUUCCUUGCAAUUUAUGCCUACUAUAAAUGAUUCAGUUAAUAAUUUGUAGUACUUUGCAUUUCUCACCACUGAAAUCUUCACAAGCAUUAUUGUGUAUUUCCAGAGGCAGUAAAAGUUCAUUUGUCCUGCACUCAGGGGCAAUCAGAAGUGUGGUGUGGUGUGGUCUUAUCAGGAAGUUCGUAGGGUGGCUGCUCUGACUGCCGAGGAAAUACAGUAUUUUGAGGAGACCAUUGCAACCUUGGCUUCCCCCAAAUACUGUGAAACUAAAUCUGUGAGUACUCUUUAA
Messenger RNA from Coregonus sp. 'balchen', 1322 nucleotides. The record is from the annotation of a GenBank genome assembly. Lineage: Eukaryota; Metazoa; Chordata; Actinopteri; Salmoniformes; Salmonidae.